This is a messenger RNA of Pelobates cultripes (western spadefoot toad), 267 nucleotides long. NCBI's taxonomy places the organism in Eukaryota, Metazoa, Chordata, Amphibia, Anura, Pelobatidae. The record is from the annotation of a GenBank genome assembly.
AUGGAUGCGCGGACACGGGGCGGGACCCCCGACCACACACCACUCCUUCAGGUCCCUCAAGGGGAGAACAAGAAACAGAGAGAGGAGAGAAAGGGCAAAGAGGGAAGGAGACGCACACAAACCCACACCAGCGUAAACACUACACAGGGACACAAAAGCGACAGCACACCCCAAACCACAACACGAAACAACUGCUCACGACCAACACCGAAACCCACAACUAUAACAAGAGCAACCAAGAAAGGACACAGACCAGUAAUGGAGAGG